AUGAUGAAAAGACCCAACAAGCAAGGGGUACAGAAGAAUGUGAAGAAAUCAACAAACGAGGAGGCUUACUAUCAAAGGCCACGUUGUCCAAUAACAUUAGAGGAAUUCUUGCCAAGCUGGUUUCACAUAAAAAUUUCUCACUAUGAUGCUAAGGCCUCAUGUUGCAAUAUUGAUGAAGAAGAGAUGAAAAAGGGAGAUGUGACAUUGCCGUCACUUCCAUUGUGUGAAAACCUCAUCGAGACUCACUCUGAAGAAGUGGACACUUGUGAUGCAAAAAUCACAUUCACUAAUGAUGAUCUUUUGUUAGGCCAAACACUGCAUAAUCGUCCUUUAUAUAUGGUUGGUUUCGUGCGUGGGCAUAAAGUUAACAGAAUUAUGAUUGAUGAUGGGUCUGGAGUCAACAUUCUCCUAAUCCGCAUUGUGAAAGAGCUUGGAAUCUCGGUAGAUGAAUUGUCUGAAAGACGUUUGAUGAUUCAUGGAUUUAAUCAAGGGGGGCAAAGAGCUAUAGGCGCUGUCAAGCUGGAAAUAAAUAUGGGAGGUAUGUGUUCAAACGCAUGGAUGCACGUGAUUGACGCAAAGACCUCAUAUAAUAUUUUGUUAGGAAGGCCAUGGAUACACGAAAAUAAAGUGGUUCCAUCUACCUACCAUCAGUGCUUUAAAUACCUUGAAGAUGGGGUUCAAAAGAAGAUAGUUGCUGAUGAUGAGCCUUUUGCUGAGACAGAAGCACACUUUGCAGAUGCGAAAUUCUACUUGGAGAACCGUGGGCGUGAUGAAGACGAGGAAAGUGUAGGAUCAUCAUAUCACAUCGCAAUCUGGGAUGAACAAAGCACUACGCUUCAUCCAAGAGUUGAGGAAAAGUUUGUGGAUAUUCAUGCAUGUCAUCACAUAUCUUUCAAUGAUGGUUACCCCCAAGAAGAUGAAGACGCUGAAGAUGCACCGCCUGAGUUUGAGGAAGGGGUAAAGACGACUGUUGAUGCAUUAAAGGAAGUUAAUCUUGGAACUGGUGAAGACCCAAGGCCUACAUAUGUAAGUGCCUCACUGAAUGUUGAUGAAGAAAACAAAUAUGUUGAUCUACUUAUGGAGUUCAAAGAUGUUUUCGCUUGGAGUUACAAGGAGAUGCCAGGAUUAGAUCCCAAAGUUGCAGUCCAUCGUCUCGCCGUAAAACGAGGUGCUCGUCCUGUUAAGCAAGCUCAACGUCGCUUCAGAUCUGAACUAGUUCCCUUGAUUGAAACUGAAGUGAACAAACUCAUUGAAGCAGGUUUCAUUCGUGAAGUUAAGUAUCCCACAUGGAUUUCGAGCAUCGUACCUGUAAGAAAGAAGAAUGGCCAAAUUCGAGUUUGUGUUGACUUUAGGGAUCUUAACAAUGCAUGCCCUAAGGAUGAAUUUUCUCUUCCAAUCCCCGAUCUUAUGAUUGAUGCCACGACUGGAUAUGAGGCAAUGUCUUUCAUGGAUGGUUCGUUUGGGUACAAUCAGAUUCGCAUGGCACCAAAGGAUGAAGAACUUACUGCCUUCCGCACUCCUAAAGGUAUAUAUUGCUACAAGGUGAUGCCUUUUGGUUUAAAGAAUGCCGGUGCUACUUAUCAACGUGCCAUGCAGAACAUCUUUGAUGACAUGCUACAUAAAAACGCCGAGUGUUAUGUUGAUGACUUGGUGGUGAAAUCAAGGGAGAAAAAUGACCACUUGAAGGACUUGAGAUUGGUGUUCGAACGACUUCGACGAUACCAGCUCAAAAUGAAUCCUUUGAAAUGCGCCUUUGGAGUUUCUUCUGGAAAGUUCAUUGGAUUUAUCGUCCGACAGCGAGGGAUCGAAAUUGAUCAAGUUAAGGUCGAUGUUAUUCUGAAGAUGCCCGAACCUAGAGAUAUCCAUGAGUUAAAAAGCCUGCAAGGAAAGUUGGCAUACCUUAGGAGGUUCAUCUCAAAUCUGGCUGGGAGAUGUCAGCCAUUCAGUUGUCUUAUGAAGAAAGAUAUUCCUUUUGAAUGGGACCAAGCCUGUGCGAAUGCUUUCGAGAGCAUCAAAUCUUAUUUGAUAAAGCCUCCAGUACUUGUAGCUCCCAUACCUGGAAAACCGUUGAUAUUAUAUAUCGCGACACAAGAAAGGUCAGUAGGAGCACUUCUAGCCCAAGAAAACGAUGAAAGGAAAGAAAAUGCACUUUAUUACUUGAGUAGAAUGAUGACACCGAACGAGAUAAAUUAUUCACCCAUAGAGAAGUUAUGUCUGGCACUUGUAUUCUCAAUUCAAAAGAUGAAGCAUUACUUCCAAGCUCAUGUGGUGCGACUCGUCUCGAAAGCAAAUCCUAUCAAGUUUGUCAUGUCCAAACCCGUCCUAAGUGAUCGUUUAGCAAGGUGGUACCUCCAAUUUCAGCAAUUUGAAAUUGUGUAUAUUUCUCAAAAGGCAGUAAAAGGGCAAGUGCUAGCCGAUUUUUUGGCCAACCAUCCAAUUCCAGAUGAUUGGGAGUUAUCCGAUGAGCUACCUGAUGAAGAUUCAAUGCUUGUGGAAAUUCAACCUCCUUGGAAAAUGUACUUUGAUGGUGCUGCACAUUGUGAAGGAGCUGGUGCUGGAAUAGUGUUUGUCACUUCCUUAGGGGAGGUCUUGCCAUACUCCUUCACUCUAACACAACACUGCUCCAAUAAUGUUGCUGAAUAUCAAGCACUCAUACUUGGGCUCGAAAUGGCUGUUGACAUGAAACAAUUACAGCUACAAAUUUUUGGAGAUUCCAAGUUGGUGAUCAAUCAAGUUUUGGGUAGUUAUGAGGUCAAGAAGCCAGAGUUGCUGCCAUAUCGCAACUAUGCUCAGAAAUUGAUAGGUUGGCUAGGAGAAGUGACUAUUCAACAUGUUCCUAGAAAGGAAAAUAAAAAGGCUGAUGCAUUAGCAGCUCUAGCUUCCGCAUUAGUAUCACCUAAUCAAAUGCAAGUCGUCGUUUGCCAGAGAUGGGUAGUACCACCACCAAAUGAAUGUGAAGAAGAAGUUGAGCAUACCAUCACCACUUUAGAGGUUGAAAUUGAAGAUUGGCGGCAACUAAUAAUUGAUUACUUGUAUUAUGGGAUACUGCCAGAAAAUCUUCGAAGGAAGACAGAAAUCCGAUGGCGAGCCCCUCGUUUCCUUUACUACAAGAAUACACUCUACAGAAGAUCAUUCGAUGGAGUACUCUUACGUUGUUUGGGGGCAGAUGAGUCUGUUCAAGCCAUGCAGGAAGCACAUUCUGGAGUAUGUGGGGCGCAUCAAUAUGGGCCAAAACUUCAUUUUCAUAUAAAAAGAAUGGGGUAUUAUUGGCAAACUAUGGUGAAAGACUGCUUGGAUUAUGCUCGAAGAAGUAUUGCACCCUACUGUGGCUUCAUGGCCAUUGAAGCUUGGGGUUUGGAUGUUGUUGGGCCAUUGCCAAAGUCUUCUGGCGGUCAUUUAUACAUCUUGGCUGCGAUUGAUUACUUCUCGAAAUGGGCAGAAGCUGUUUCUCUUAAAGAAGUAAAGAAGGAGAAUGUGGCAAACUUCAUCCGAGUCAAUAUUAUCUAUCGUUUCGGCAUUCCUCGAUAUAUAUUGACAGAUAAUGGCAAGCCAUUCGAUAACAAGUUGAUGACUAAGGUCUGUGACCUUUUUGGCUUCAAGCAACGUAAUUCUUCUAUGUAUUAUGCCGCUGCCAAUGGCCUCGCUGAAGCAUUUAACAAGACACUCUGCAACUUGUUGAAGAAAGUCGUCUCCAAAUCUAAGAGAGAUUGGCAUGAAAGAAUGGAAGAAGCUCUUUGGGCAUACAGGACCACCUAUCGCACACCAACGCAGGCGACUCCUUAUUCGCUUGUUUAUGGAGUUGAAACAGUCCUUCCACUUGAGCGUCAAAUCCCAUCAUUGCGGCUUGCUAUUCAAGAAGGACUCACUGAUGAAGAAAAUGCUAGAUUGCGCCUCGAAGAAUUGGAAGCUCUCGAUGAAAAGAGGCUAGAAGCUCAACAAAGCCUGGAAUGCUAUCAAGCCCGUCUAUCUUGGUCUUUCAAUAAAAGGGUUCAUCUUAGAUGCUUCCAAGUGGGUGAUCAAGUCCUUGUUGUAAGAAGGCCAAUUAUUACUUCUCAUCGAUCUGGGGGCAAAUUUUUUGCUAAAUGGGAUGGGCCAUAUGUUGUGCAAAAAGUAUACUCAAGUGGCGCUUAUAAGCUUGUUGACUCAGAAGGCUUGCGAAUUGGGCCCAUCAAUGGGAAAUUCAUGAAGAGAUAUUAUCCUUGA
Messenger RNA from Lycium barbarum (goji berry), 4203 nucleotides. RefSeq lists its product as uncharacterized. Gene Ontology annotation, molecular function: nucleic acid binding; RNA-DNA hybrid ribonuclease activity. The transcript is spliced from 3 exons. Lineage: Eukaryota; Viridiplantae; Streptophyta; Magnoliopsida; Solanales; Solanaceae. Gene Ontology annotation, biological process: DNA integration. Bases 1 to 4203 code for a protein of 1400 amino acids. The record is from RefSeq and is a predicted model, not a curated record.